AUGAUCACGAGAGGAUUGGAGAACAGAUCACAGUACUGUUUUCCAAGGAUGCGUCCCAGUGGCUACCUUGAUGUCUUAGGAUCCCUUGCAAAUGCUCACUCUUCUCAGCCAAAAGAAAGCUCGCUGGAGCUUGAAUCAGAACCAUGUGCAGUUAUCAAAACUGCAGGCAUGUCCGAAGAGAUGCAACAGGAUUCAGGGGAGUGCACUACUACAGUGUUGGAGAAAUAUAACCUAGAGAAGCAUAUUGUGGCUCACAUCAAUAAGGAGUUUGACAAGAAGUACCCCACUUGGCACUGCAUUGUGGGGAGAAAGUUUGGUAGUUAUGUGACACAUGAAACAAAACACUUCAUCUACUUUUGCCUGGGCCAGGUGGCCAUUCUUCUGUUCAAAUCUGGUUAAAAGCAUGGACUCAGCCACAAACCCAAUGAUCCACCCAAAAACAAGAACUGCAGCCCAAAUUCCAAA
Molecule: messenger RNA, 465 nt
Organism: Ochotona curzoniae (black-lipped pika)
Lineage: Eukaryota; Metazoa; Chordata; Mammalia; Lagomorpha; Ochotonidae
Product: dynein light chain 1, cytoplasmic-like
Exons: 2
Coding region: 1-399 (132 amino acids)
Biological process (GO): microtubule-based process; cilium assembly
Cellular component (GO): cytoplasmic dynein complex
Molecular function (GO): dynein intermediate chain binding; dynein light intermediate chain binding
Source: RefSeq, a predicted model, not a curated record